Drosophila elegans is the source of this 3193-nucleotide messenger RNA. It is a transcript of the gene ebi, whose product is annotated as F-box-like/WD repeat-containing protein ebi. The transcript is spliced from 3 exons. Gene Ontology annotation, cellular component: histone deacetylase complex. Bases 324 to 2438 code for a protein of 704 amino acids. The record is from RefSeq and is a predicted model, not a curated record. Gene Ontology annotation, molecular function: transcription corepressor activity; protein binding. NCBI's taxonomy places the organism in Eukaryota, Metazoa, Arthropoda, Insecta, Diptera, Drosophilidae. Gene Ontology annotation, biological process: regulation of transcription by RNA polymerase II.
UGCGAUUACUCCGCCAUUUUUUUGCGCGUUUCAGAAACGCGUUUUCGAUUCGUGGUUUUUAUUUGUGAAAAAAUAUGUGAAAUGCUUCAGCGGCAAGCAGCGAACUGGCAGAAUUAAGAGCACAGGACCAACAGGACUCACAAAUCGACCAGGAGCAGCGGAUAUCCGGAUAUCGUUGCCUGCAAGGGAAGCGAUACGUGCCGAAUGCAGACGCAUGUGUUACGCAGCAGAGUUCCAAUUUUCGCACCGCACAAAAACAUAAUUGGCACAGAAUAUUGGAGAUUUUGUAGUGAGCCAGUAGCAGGAGCCAACAGCCGGCAGCCAUGAGUUUUUCCAGCGACGAGGUGAACUUUCUGGUUUACCGAUACCUGCAGGAGUCGGGCUUUCUGCACUCGGCCUACGUGUUUGGCAUCGAGUCGCACAUCUCGCAGAGCAAUAUCAAUGGCGCCCUGGUGCCUCCGGCCGCACUGCUCACCAUCCUGCAGAAGGGUCUCCUCUACACCGAAGUGGAGUGGAGUGUAGGUGAGGACGGCGAGGUGGCACGCCCCAUUGAGGGCCUCUCGCUGAUAGACGCCGUCAUGCCGGAGGUGAAGCCGCCCAAGCCCAUUGUGAAAACAGAACCGGGAAAGCAGCCCGGCGCAGUGGACUCCUCCGCCCCCGCAGGUGGCAACCAGAACAGUCAGAACUCCAAGCCAGAGAUCAAAAUCGAACCUGGCACGGGAGCAGCGGGCGCAGCAGCCGGCAACAAGACGGCCGGCAGCACUACGGGCACCAGCACGCCGACAGAUCAGACGACCGGCGAGGUGGACUCCAGCGGAAACACGGCAAAUAACACGGGAGGAGCCACAUAUACAGGCAACAAUGGAGCUGGAGGCAAUCAGGCAAGCACCACAGGAACCAAUAACACAAAUACCCCAGCUGCCGGAGAAACAGCACAACCAGGCGCAGGUCAAAAGAAAUCACAGAGCUCCAAUGAGGCGGGCAGCUCAUCUGGCGGCAACGCGGGCAAUGCGAAUGCCACCAGCACCGACGAUGCAGCCUCCUCCACUUCCACAAACGGCAAUAGCAGCACCUCCAGCAGCGUUGAGCAGCCGUCCAGCGGGGUGACGCCAGCUGGCGGCGGCACUGUAUCCACCUCCAAUCCGGAUGCGGCGGCAGCCGGAGGAGCCUCCUCGGCAGCAGGCGCUAAGGUGCCCAGUGGGGCGGUCACGAUUCGAGUGGGAGCCCAAGGAAACAACGUUCAGGCGGGUUCGUCGACGGCCCAGAACUCGGCGCCCAGUGGAACCAUCUCCUCGUCCACCGGUGGAGGCGCCGGAACUCCCGCCGCUUUGGUGCCCAUGGAUAUUGACGAGAGCAUCGAAAUACCCGAGUCCAAGGCUCGUGUGCUGCGCGGUCACGAAAGCGAGGUGUUCAUCUGCGCCUGGAAUCCAAGCAGGGAUCUCCUGGCCAGCGGUUCGGGCGACAGUACUGCCAGGAUCUGGGACAUGUCCGAUGCGAACACCAACUCCAACCAGUUGGUGCUGCGACACUGCAUCCAGAAAGGCGGCGCCGAGGUGCCCAGCAACAAGGAUGUCACCUCUCUGGACUGGAAUUGCGAUGGCUCCCUGUUGGCCACCGGCAGUUACGACGGCUACGCCCGGAUUUGGAAGACCGACGGCCGACUAGCCUCCACUUUGGGCCAACACAAGGGUCCGAUCUUUGCGCUCAAGUGGAACAAGUGCGGCAACUACAUUCUCUCGGCUGGCGUGGACAAGACAACGAUCAUCUGGGACGCAUCCACGGGCCAGUGCACGCAGCAAUUCGCUUUUCACAGUGCUCCAGCCUUGGAUGUGGACUGGCAGACAAAUCAGGCCUUCGCCUCGUGCAGUACGGAUCAGCGCAUCCAUGUGUGCCGACUGGGGGUAAAUGAGCCCAUCAAGACUUUCAAGGGACACACGAACGAGGUGAAUGCGAUCAAGUGGUGUCCGCAGGGCCAGCUGCUGGCCUCCUGCUCCGAUGACAUGACCCUGAAGAUCUGGAGCAUGAAUCGAGAUCGCUGCUGCCACGAUCUGCAGGCGCACUCCAAGGAGAUCUACACGAUAAAGUGGUCGCCGACGGGUCCGGGAACCAAUAAUCCCAACACAAACCUCAUCCUCGCCUCAGCCUCGUUCGAUUCGACGGUGAGGCUGUGGGAUGUGGAGAGAGGUAGCUGUAUUCACACGCUGACCAAGCACACGGAGCCGGUCUACUCGGUGGCCUUCAGUCCGGACGGUAAGCAUUUGGCCUCCGGCAGCUUCGACAAGUGCGUGCACAUUUGGAGUACGCAAACGGGACAGCUCGUGCACAGCUACAAGGGCACUGGCGGCAUCUUCGAAGUCUGCUGGAACUCCAAGGGAACUAAGGUCGGCGCCAGCGCCUCGGAUGGCAGCGUUUUUGUCCUGGAUCUACGAAAGUUCUGAUCUCCUGAGGAGCCGCUGCUGGAUUUCGUCUAUUAAGCAAACGCUUAUAUUAGUCAGGUGUCCUUUUUCAACUCUUAAUUUGGUGGAAAUGGAAUUGAUGAAAUUUCACUUGUGUUAGAUUCGAUUUAACUUUGAUUUACAUUCAUAUAUUACAUUUGCUCGGGCAGUGAAAUAUAACUAGUUCCAAUUCUGCCAAUGUUAAUCGACUUGAAGCUGGAAACCGGGACGCAUGUAACUCCUUUCUUAGCUAUCCCGCCCUGCAAUCUGUAUUUGUAAUUGCUUUAAGUUCUAAUUAGCUCUUUAAGGUUUAACUCUUGAGAUCCUCCCGCUUUUGUUCACGUCUUUUUCGUACGCUUAAUCCCGAGUCACACACAAAACGAGAUGCACCUGGGAUUUCAAAGGCUCCAACUUGGUUGUUGUUCUCUUCCGAUCUGCAGGAUGCGACUCGGCUCUUUUUAAACUUAGUUAUAAGCUCUAUGUUUCUAAGGUCGUACCUUUUUAUACAGAAAUCGUUUAGUAUAACUUUAUGCAUUUUGUUAUUGUGUCGAUCGAAGAUGCCAGCCAACCCAUCAUUUUACCUUUAAGAUGAAGGGAUAUCCAACGAGAUCAGAUUGGACCGAUUCACGCAUACAUUCAGAACAGUGUAACUGCAGCCCCACAUAGUCUGUAAACGAGCAUAAGCCUAAGAAAUAUUAAGAACACAAGAAUGGCGAAAACAAAAACAUCUGCAAAAUCCAUUAAAGAUACAAAUUAAA